Messenger RNA from Sorex araneus (European shrew), 1685 nucleotides. RefSeq names its product protein FAM90A27P-like. Bases 1 to 1248 code for a protein of 415 amino acids. The transcript is spliced from 8 exons. Lineage: Eukaryota; Metazoa; Chordata; Mammalia; Eulipotyphla; Soricidae. The record is from RefSeq and is a predicted model, not a curated record.
AUGCCCACACUCCUCCUGCUGCCCAUGUGGUCCAUGGAAUAUCACUUUCAGACACUGGCAGCAUUGAAGACCACAGCAGAGGAUGGCCACCGUGAUCAGGAGGCCAACUCUAGUGCCAAGCCACAGAGAUUAGUUCUGUGUGGGGACGACCCUUUCGACCUGAGGGCCCCGGAGUCCAGAAAGCCCAUGCCUGGAAGGUACCCCCAGGAGGAGCCCCGGAGUGCGAGGACCCCAGGCCUCCCCGACUUAGCGCCGUUGAAGGCCACAGCAGAGGACGGCCACCGUGAUCAGGUGAAGUGCAAGAACUGCGGCGCCUUCGGGCACCAGGCACGGAACCCCAGGUGCCCCAUCAGACGCUGGCAGGGGGCCCUAGUCCUCCAGCCCCUGAGAUGCCUGAAGGGAAAGGAGAACAUGCCACCCCGCUGUGAGCCAGUGCCCUCCAGGGGGCCCGACACCCCGAAGGUCAGUGGACCUGGGCUCAUUCCCGGGAGGGGGUCUCUGCUGCAGAGAUGCCCCACGACACAGGACCAGAAGGUCCAGGCCAUCGAGAAGGAGGGGAAGGAGUCCUGGGACUACGUGAGGCAGCCAUGCAGAGCCCAGACUGGGCACGUUCUUGAAAGACCCGUCCAGGCAGAGGAGUUGCCUCGCAGGCCACACCGGGGCCAUCCGGAGCUGAGCCCCAUGGAUGGGAGAGCGCCUGGCCUUCCACAGAGCUGCGUGCCCACGUCCAGGAGCCCCACAUUGGAAGCCGCCCGCACACCUGGCCUGGCUCCCAGUCCCAAGCCCCGGGCACUCAUCCAGUUUGAAGCCCUCGGUUGUAGUGAUGGAGCAGCGGACCACUCUGAAGAAAUGGAGGCUCGGCCCCCACCCCCUACCUCAGAGAAGCAGCCCAGACAUAAGGCUGGGCAGGGACCAAGGACAAGACACGCUGGCCCCUGGAGAGAGCAGCCAGCAAGACACGCAGGCACCCGAAGGAGGCUCCCAGCCCUAGGCCUGCAGUCACAGCAGGCAGGAGGCCUGGCCUGCCCCGGGAGCACCCCACCUCCGACUUGGGAUCCUGCAGGGGGCCGGCCCCUCACCAUGGUGUUCCGGAGGCUGCACAGGGACCAGUGGAGCUGUGGGUUCCUGGCCGCCCCUGAGCUCCCUGCCCACAGCCCACCCGCAAUAGGCCCGACCCUGCGCCCCUUCAGUGUGCUCUAUGAGGACCUCCUGGUGUCCUCGUCCUCCGACGAGAGCGAGCAGGACUGAGCUGACCCACCGAUGCCCACCAGCCUGUGCCUGCUGCUGCCUGUGACCUGGACUAUACUGCUGCUGUGGAGGAGACCUCCCAGGCCCAGACUCUCCCUGGGGGACUGCUAGGACCUGGCCCAGAGCAGCAGGGGGACUGUUGACAGUUGGGGGCUGUGAUGGGACUCGCACUCAGGUGCCCGAGAAGUAUUGUCCGGAGUUUGGACUCUCAGUAGAAUUCCAGAUCCUGUGUCUGAGGCUGUUUCAAUCCUGUCCCCACAGACUCAGUGAGAGUGGACCGAGGGAGGAACGAGCAGCAGCAGAUUGUGGCCCUUCGUUCUAUUGGGGCCUGGACCAUGGCAGGUACCAUGUGGUGUGUGCACGCCCAGCGGUGCCCUGACUGUGCUGGGGUCGUCAUUGCGGUGGGUGGGCUCUGCAUGUGCCCGUGUCCUGUGUGU